AUGGAUAUUCCAAGCAAUGAAAAUAAUAAUAUGUUUGCAGUUCAUACACCAUAUCCUAAUCCUUUACUUCAAGAUAAUAAUAAUAAAUUUAAUGCAAUUAUACUCGGAAAUGAAAUUUUGAUCAGGUUCCGUUGGAAUAAUUUAACACCUUUUAUAAGUCCGGGUGAUACAAUUGAAGUUUGCUCGAAACUACUGGCAACAACGACCUACGAUCUAAAUAUUCCGGUUAGAAACUGUACGAUUAUCAUGCAACCACAAGAUACCUUUGCUCAAUACUGUAUAACUAAACCACAUCGCAACUGGUUGCUUAUAAACUGUAUCGGGACUCCUGAAUGA
Messenger RNA from Ambispora gerdemannii, 336 nucleotides. The record is from the annotation of a GenBank genome assembly. NCBI's taxonomy places the organism in Eukaryota, Fungi, Glomeromycota, Glomeromycetes, Archaeosporales, Ambisporaceae.